GAUGCCAUGUCCACCUGCUAAGUGCCUUAGCCUUCGGCACGGAUGUCAUGACCAGCUUGAAGCACCCACCCAUGGAACGGACUGUGGGAGGUUCUGUCCCAGCCACCGAUGAAUUUUACACCCAGCACCUGCGUAUGGUGUGUGGGAGGGCUGUUCCACCGGGCAAAGACGUUGUACACACCACUGUGAGCACAGGAGUGCCUAAAAUGGGUGUAAGGGCUCGGGUGGCCGACUGGCCCCCCAGGAAAGAGCCUCUUUGGCAGUCAGCAGAGGCAGAGAACUCUGCUGUGCCCUCUGCUGGAAAAAGUCACAUUAAACUAGGCUCUCUGAUGAGCCUUCAGGACUCGUCGAUGCUGCGUAACAUCCAUAACACCCUCAAGAAUCGCACACAGACCCAGACGAAUAAUUACAGCCCAGACACACUGUAUUUGACCUCUGGAGAUUACAGAGGCCCUAAGCUCAGACACCCAAGGCAGCGACGAGCGCAUCAGCGUAGCAACAGUGACAUGGCUGUUGGUGAAAUGGAUGCAGGCGGGGACAGUGGAGAAGAGUGGGGUCCGAAUUCAGGAACUAAAUGGUCCCCUCUUCACCGUGAAUAUGGUAGCACCUCGUCCAUAGACCAGCAUGGCGUGUCUGGAGAGAACUUUUUUGAAAUGCUCAAAGGUUACCAGGGGAACAAGGUCGACCAACGGAACUCCGUUCCAGAAAAACUGGAGGACAUGCUGGACAUUGGGUCCCAGCAGGCCGCGAUUGAUCUACAGGACGAAGUUGACAGCCGGCCUCUCAAAGCCAAAGACAGAGAUAAGCCUCCCAAAAGACGCACCAAAUCUGAGACAGGGGGUGAGUCAAUAUUACGUAAGCUUAGAAACGUGCGGGGUGAACAGGACUCUUCCAGAGUAGGGUCCGACGUAGAGGACAGCAGGACAGAAGACCUGGGCCCGCCCUUCAAGCCCUGGCUGUGUCAGAACGGAUUUUCCCACUACGAUGUUCAGAGCUUGUUGUUCGACCUCAACGAAGUCAUUCAGUCGCGGCAGACUGCGGGAAAGAGGAAAAACACCACCACUGGGGCGUCUGCUGCUGCUGUAGCCUCGGCUACCUCCACCCUCUCCUCCACCCAUAGUCUGCCUUACAGCUCCCCAAGUGGCAGCCAGGAAGAGCUCAGUUCCAGAGACAGUCCUGGGCUGGAUGCAGGAGAUGAACAGAGCAACGAAAUGCUGUUGAGCUGCCCGUGCUUCCUCAAUGAGAUCGGUACCGAUCCCAACGCAAGGCGCAGGUUAACAGCAGGAGGUGCGGGGUAUAAUAGACUAGUUGGGUGUGAUGCGGGUAACAGCGGCUCAGGGACCCUGGGGGUGGACGUGAACUUGUACGAAACAUCUGUGAGCACGCACUGCACAAAUGCCGGGAUAGCUGUGCUCGAAGGACCAAAGGAAGGCCCCAGUACGCUGAGUGAACGAGGCAAACAGUACAUCAUUGAGCACGUGGACCGCGGAGCGUACUACUACAGGAACUUCUUCUAUCUAAACGAGCACUGGAACUAUUUCGGGAUAGAUGAGACACUGGGUCCAGUAGCAGUGAGUUUACGUCGGGAGAAGCUGGAAGAGGACAAGGACCACGGGCAGCAAUACAACUAUCGCCUCAUUUUCAGAACUAGCGAGCUGACAACGCUGCGAGGUUCUAUCCUGGAGGACGCAGUUCCCUCCACCUCUAAGCACGGCACCAGCCGAGGGUUACCCACCAAAGAUGUGUUGGAGUAUCUCCUCCCUGAGCUGGACCUGUCCUGUCUCAGACUGGCCCUCAACACACCAAAAGUGACCGAGCAACUCAUGAAACUGGAUGAACAAGGGCUGAGUUUUCAGGUAAAGGUGGGGGUGAUGUACUGCCGUGCAGGCCAGAGCACUGAAGAGGAAAUGUACAACAAUGAGACGGCCGGUCCCGCCCUGGAAGAGUUUCUUCAACUUCUGGGAGAGAAAGUUCGCCUUAAGGGCUUCACCAAGUACAGAGCCCAGCUGGACACCAAAACGGAUUCAACGGGAACCCACUCCUUGUACACUUCAUACAAGGACUACGAGAUCAUGUUCCAUGUGUCGACGCUGCUGCCUCACACACCCAACAACAAACAACAGUUGCUGAGGAAACGCCACAUUGGGAACGACAUCGUGACCAUUGUGUUCCAGGAGCCUGGAGCUCAUCCCUUCACACCCAAGGCCAUUCGCUCUCACUUUCAACAUGUGUUCAUCCUCGUCCGGGUGCACGAUCCUUGCUCUGACAACACGUGCUACAGCGUCGCUGUGACCCGUUCUCAGGACGUUCCCGUCUUCGGCCCCCCAAUACCCAAGGGCGUGACCUUCCCCAAGUCCACCGUCUUUAGGGAUUUCUUGUUGACCAAAAUCAUCAACGCCGAGAACGCUGCCCACAAGUCCGACAAGUUUGGAGCCAUGGCAACGCGCACGCGCCAGGAGUAUCUGCGGGAUUUGGCAGAGCGUCAUGUGACCACCACUCCAAUAGAGCCCACUGGGAAGUUCCCAUUCAUCUCUCUGGCCCACAAGCGACGCGAUAAGACUCGUCCGUACAGUGGGGCGGAGCUGCGAAGUCUGGGGGCGGUGACCUGGCAGGUGCACGCGGAAGACCAAGUAGCCUGCAUGGAGCGCGAGUGCCUGUUGGCCAUCUCCAAUGACGAUAGCGCGGCGAGAGCGUCACCCUGCGCUCCAUCAACAACAACACAGAGGACUUUGGAGAGGUGGUCAAAAGACUGGAGGUCACUUUUGACCAAAGGCUGUCAGACCACGGAGAUGACCCUGCGCCGCAACGCUCUGGGCCAACUGGGUUUUCACGUGAAUUUCGAGGGCAUCGUUGCAGAAGUGGAGCCCUAUGGUUAUGCCUGGCAGGCUGGGCUGAGGCAGGGCAGCCGACUGGUGGAGAUUUGCAAAGUGUCGGUGGCCUCGCUGUCUCACGAGCAAAUGAUCGACCUGCUGCGCACCUCUGUGACCGUGAAGUUUUUAAUUCACAAAUUUCCAUUUUUCAAUUUCAGCGUCGCUGUGACCCGUUCUCAGGACGUUCCCGUCUUCGGCCCCCCAAUACCCAAGGGCGUGACCUUCCCCAAGUCCACCGUCUUUAGGGAUUUCUUGUUGACCAAAAUCAUCAACGCCGAGAACGCUGCCCACAAGUCCGACAAGUUUGGAGCCAUGGCAACGCGCACGCGCCAGGAGUAUCUGCGGGAUUUGGCAGAGCGUCAUGUGACCACCACUCCAAUAGAGCCCACUGGGAAGUUCCCAUUCAUCUCUCUGGCCCACAAGCGACGCGAUAAGACUCGUCCGUACAGUGGGGCGGAGCUGCGAAGUCUGGGGGCGGUGACCUGGCAGGUGCACGCGGAAGACCAAGUAGCCUGCAUGGAGCGCGAGUGCCUGUUGGCCAUCUCCAAUGACUUCAUCGUCCUCCUGGAUCAGGAGGCCAAAGCGGUGGUUUUCAACUGUGCCACACGUGAUGUGAUUGGCUGGUCGACAGGGAGCCCCGCCUCGCUGAAGAUCUUCUAUGAGCGCGGUGAGAGCGUGUCCCUGCGCUCCAUCAACAACAACACAGAGGACUUUGGAGAGGUGGUCAAAAGACUGGAGCUUUUGACCAAAGGCUGUCAGACCACGGAGAUGACCCUGCGCCGCAACGCUCUGGGCCAACUGGGUUUUCACGUGAAUUUCGAGGGCAUCGUUGCAGAAGUGGAGCCCUAUGGUUAUGCCUGGCAGGCUGGGCUGAGGCAGGGCAGCCGACUGGUGGAGAUUUGCAAAGUGUCGGUGGCCUCGCUGUCUCACGAGCAAAUGAUCGACCUGCUGCGCACCUCUGUGACCGUGAAGGUGGUCAUCAUUCCUCCGCAUGACGACUCCACACCACGCAGAGGCUGCUCAGAAAUCUACCACAUGCCACUGGUGGACUACAAGAACCACAAAGAGGGCAUGCCCUACGAGCUGAAGUUCCCCUUCCGCUCCACCAACAACAACAAGUGGCCACGCACCUCCUCCAGCCCACAAACGCGGGCCGCUGGCACAGUGGGAACGCUCAUCAAGGCCCCGCCCUCGGACGUCAACGACCGCAACUCCGCUGUCAUUCCGCGCAGCGUGUCCAGCGACGGUCGGCCGAUCAACCCCAAAAGAUAUUCACCGGGGAACGACAACUACGCCGUGGCCUGCUCCAUCGUCAUGGGACGCACACUGCACAACACCAACUCCCCCUCCUCCAUACCUUACAAUGAAUCCAUGAGCUCCGCCCACUGGAGGCAGAAGUCGGCCCAUGACGGGUAUAACAACAACAACUGCCAGACCCCGGUGUCGUCAGGGCGACAGGUCGGUGGCGAAGGCAUGAAUGGGAUCAAAGUUUCCCCAAGUGCAGGGGUUGGAUGGUGCCGGACAGGAGAGGUCGACAAGAGUAGUCCAGAUACUGUGGUUUCUAAGAUGCUGAUUCCCAGAAUGCAGCUGGCAGAACAGGGCAACCAUAUGUCUCCAAAUAAAAGCACUAAGGCUGAUGCUCAGUAUUCGUCCAGUCAGUCCAGCAGCAACACACUCUCCAGCAACGCCUCCAGCUCCGCCCACAGUGAUGAGAAAUGGUACGACGCGGGCUCACGUUCAGGAAUCCGGGGCGACCUGGAGCUGAACGGCUACCUCCAGGGCGCCUCCGCGGACAGCGGCAUCGAUGCCACGUCCUUUACUGCCACGCAAAGCAGCACCGCCUCCUCCACUGGGGCUUUCAGGGUCAAAGACAAAAUGUCAUGGCAGGAAGAUGCAGCCGGCGGGCCGAGGGUGGCGAGCACUUCUCCUCCAACACUGGACUCCCACGCUGCCGUCGGCGUCUCUGACGUCCAACCUGGUUUUGAAAAUGGCUCCUUCGGCGUCAACGACACCGCCUCCCAUUCCAGUUCACAGAACUCUGGUCCCAGAGGAAGUCCGAUGGGUCAGGUCUGCAGCUCCGUGUCACAGCAGGAUGAGACGUCGGCUGCAGGAGCCGCUUCAUCCACGCCCCACAACAGCCAGUCACCCGGGACUAAGAGUUUCUACCCUCGACAAGGAGCGACCUCCAAGUACCUGAUUGGCUGGAAGAAGCCCGGGGGAACUGUUAACUCUGUGGACUUUGGCAGUACUCGCAAGCGACACCAGAGUGACGGUCUGCUGGGAAGUCACCCGCAGCUCAGGGCAAACCUCCGCGGCUCCCAGUCUCCACACCGAUACACGGCCAAGUCCAGCCUGGAGGAAGACUUGAAGAAACUCAUCACACUGGACAGUCCUCCACCUGUUACAAGUGAUGAGAAGCCUCUGUUUCCGGGGCCUCCACCCACUCGACGCUCCCUCCAGAGAACCCUGUCGGAUGAGAGCAUCUACCGCGGGCAGAGGGAGGCGCCCUCAUGUGGACAGCGUGACACGCCAACUGACCUUCUGUUCAGCUGCUCCACUCUUCCGCGCUCACCCACGGCUCGCCAAGGACCCAGCCGGCGAGCGUCGCACAAAUCCCUGGGAGACCUUUCGGCCACCGCCAGCUCAGAACUGGAGCAGGACAGGAAGAAGAAGCAGCAGCAGCUGCAGGAAACUGCCCUGAUGCCCCUGCCUGACCACGGGGCAGAUGGUCCCCUGGACUGGGCUCACCUGGUGGAUGCUGCCAAGGCCUUUGAGGAGCAGCGACUGGUCUUCUUAGCAGCUCAAGAGGAGACCACCGUGGCAGAGAGUGCAGCAGCCGGCCCCCCACAGCAGGCUGAGCCUCAGGCAGCCCCAGUGAGACAGCAACCCUCACCGGGGGAGACCCCGGCCUCUCUGAUGGGGAAGGUCAGCCAGCUGGAGUCAAUGGUCAAGACCCUGCAGGAUGACCUUAAGAGGGAGAAAGAGGCCAAGGCGUCCCUGCAGGUCCAGAUCCAGAGCCUGCGGGAGGACAACCAGCGCCUCCUGGAGGAGUCGUACAGCGCCUCGGCCAAACUGAAGAAGUUCACUGAGUGGGUCUUUAACACCAUAGACAUGAACUGAUGCACACACACACACACACACACACUGCCCACUGCUCUGUUCAAACCAGGACCAGACUGAUCAGAACCCGGGUUUGUCCAGAACUGAAUCACCUCCGUUCUUACUUUUUAAAAUUACAUUUCACAGAAUGAGCCGUUUGAAACAAACCAGUGCCAACGUGGACUGGGAAGAAUAUUCCAUCUUUUCCAGUCUUUGUACAGCGGCAGUUUAAUCAGCAUCAAAGACGACUCACUGGUACAAGGAAAGUACACAGUAGUACGGGCACAGAGAGCAGCGGUCCAACUGUGUCAGUGUGGAUCAGCAUGUACCCCCCCCCCCCCCCCCCCCCCCCCGCCCCCACCA
Molecule: messenger RNA, 6332 nt
Organism: Cynoglossus semilaevis (tongue sole)
Lineage: Eukaryota; Metazoa; Chordata; Actinopteri; Pleuronectiformes; Cynoglossidae
Product: signal-induced proliferation-associated 1-like protein 1
Exons: 22
Coding region: 48-5990 (1980 amino acids)
Biological process (GO): regulation of small GTPase mediated signal transduction
Cellular component (GO): cytoplasm
Molecular function (GO): protein binding; GTPase activator activity
Source: RefSeq, a predicted model, not a curated record